GUCCUCCGGCAGACCGGAGCAGAGACGGAGGGAAGCCGGCGUGUGUGAGCGUCUGUCACCGUUCACAACUUGUUGGACUGGGGACCAAUAAUCUUAAUUUCACCUGUCAUUACUUUUUUCUUUUUCUUUCUUGAUCUUAAACUCAAAUGACACGAGGGAAAAAAAGAAGGAGAAGAAGAAGAAGAAGUCUCUCCAUCAGCUCUUUUACUUCAGCUUCUUCUCACUAAUCGGAGCGUUCGGGCUUCCAGCCAGAAGGAGAUGAAGUGCUGCCAAUGAGCCAAUUCUAUGUAAAGUACCAUCCAUGGCUGCCCAUCGCAUUAUCAGAGUGACAAACAACAAUCACAUCCUCCCUCGCUGUAAGUCUGAGGGGACGCUCAUCGACCUUAGCGAAGGGGUCACCGGGGCCAGUCUCAACGAUGUUAAAGUGCCUUCUCCCAGUGCCUUAAGGCUGGACACUUCAGCCUCUUAUGGAGCUGCACAGGAAGUGGUUGCCAUAAAGGAUUAUUGCCCCAGCAGCUUCACCACGCUGAAGUUCUCCAAAGGGGAUCACCUCUAUGUGUUGGACACGUCCGGUGGAGAGUGGUGGUACGCCCACAACAACACGGAAAUGGGUUACAUACCAGCCGCGUAUGUCCAACCGGUCAACUUCAGGAACUCUUCGCUUAGUGAUAGCGGGAUGAUUGACAGCCUUGGGGAAGGAUAUGAGGAUGGGUCGAAGGAGUUUGCAGGUUUGGGGGAGUGGACAGGAAUGGCCCAUAAGCCCUCCUCAAUUUACAACAACAGUCCCUUCUCUAUGAACCCCUUUAUCCGCCCCUUAGAUCAAAACUGCAAAGAUUUAGGUGUAAGGAACUCAACCGAUCUUAUUCUGUUUGAUGCACUGGCAUCUCCUUCAUCUUGUUCAAACUUUAACACUAGUACAAUCAUGACCAAUGGGUUCAGCAGCUGCCACAUUAACAAUACCACUCCCACCAGCCCAAACCAAGAUGUUGUACCUAACCUUCACAGGGAUAACCCGUUUUUCAGGAGUAAACGUUCCCAUAGUCUCUCAGAACUGUCAGUCCUGCAGGCACAGUCGAAUCCAACCUUACCUUCUUCGGGAUUCUUCACAGGCCUUAAGGCUCCUUCGCCGGAGCAGUUCCAGAGCAGGGAGGACUUCAGGACUGCUUGGUUGAACCACAGAAAGCUAGCCAGGUCUUGCCACGACCUUGACUCCCUGGGCCAGAGUCCUGGCUGGGGCCAGACGCAGCCGGUGGAGACCAACAUCGUGUGCCGGUUGGACAGUAACGGAGGAGUUGUUCAGCUCCCAGACACCCAAAUAAGCAUGCACAUCCCUGAAGGCCAUGUCAGCCAUGGAGACCACCAGCAGAUCUCCAUGAAAGCCUUACUAGAACCUCCUCUGGAGCUUAAUGGUGAUCUCUGCUCCACUGUCAGCCCUGUGGUGGAGAUCAAGUUAAGCAACAUGGAGACAAAAUCCUUUAUCACCUUGGAGAUGAAGGUGUUGGUAACUGUCAAGAAGGAGAGUUGUCACACUGCAGAGGUGCUCUGUGUUCGAAGUGACUGCAAAGAAGGGCCUUACACACCAAUCCCUAAUGCUUACAUUUACAAUGACACAGUACAGGUGCAGCUGGAUAGUCUAGAACCUUGUAUGUAUGUGGCUGUUGUGGUUCAGUCACAGUACAUCAGCCGCAACACCACUGUUUGGGACCAUGUGACGAGGAAAGUUACGCUGGGCGUCUACGGACCCAAGCAUAUUCACCCGUCCUUCAAGACAGUUGUAGCCAUGUUUGGGCAUGACUGCGCCCCCAAUACAUUGUUGGUAAAUGAGGUGGGCCGGCAGGCUAGCUCCAGUCCGCCAGUGGCCCUCCAGCUGUGGGGGAAGCACCAGUUUGUGCUGGGGUACCCUCAGGACCUCCAGCUGGGAUUGUACUCCAACAUGUCCAACUACCAGGUGAAGGCGAGCGAGGGUGCGGGGAUGAUUCGAGGAUUCCAGGUUAAACUUGGGAAAGUCAGCAGGCUUCUGUACAUGAUCACAUCACACAACCCAAACAGCAUAGCAGACUUCACUCUCAGGGUCCAGGUCAAGGACGCCCUUGACUGUAUCCUCACCCAGUUCUGCGUCCAAACACCGCCACCGCCGCCAAAGACCAGCGCGAGGAUAACAGGCCAGAGGAGGUUUCUGAAAAAGAAGGAGGUGGAUAAGAUUGUCCUGUCACCGCUGGCUGUCACUUCCAAAUACCCAAAGUUUCAGGACCGGUGCAUUACCAACCUUAAAUUUGGCAAGUUGAUCAAAACGGUGAUUAGGCAGCACAAGAGCACUUAUCUGUUGGAGUACAAAAAGGGAGAUGUUAUUGCUUUGCUUAGCGAAGAGAAAAUCAAACUGCGAGGGCAGCUGCGGACCAAAGAGUGGUUUAUUGGAUACUAUCAAGGGAAGAUAGGUCUUGUCCAUGCCAAGAAUGUUUUAGUUCUGGGUAAGGUCAAACCCAUUUAUUGGUGUGGGCCGGACUUAACGACCACAUUGCUGCUGGAGCAGAUCUUGAAGCCUUGCAAAUUUCUUACGUACAUCUACGCAACAGUGAGGACGGUUUUAAUGGAGAAUGUGGGCAACUGGAGGGCGUUUGCAGACGCCCUGGGGUACGGGAAUUUGCCACUGAAUUACUUUUGCCGAACCGAGCUGGAUAAUGAGCCGGAGAAGGUGGCGUCAGUUCUGGAGAAACUCAAAGAGGAGUGUACGAACAUGGAAAACAAGGAGAGGAAGUCCUUCCAGAGGGAACUCAUGAUGGCGUUGCUGAAGAUGGACUGCCAGGGUCUGGUUGCCAAACUGGUUCUGGAUUUCGUCCUGCUGACCACGGCGGUGGAGGUGGCGUUCCGGUGGAGGGAACUGGCUGAGAAACUUGCUCGAGUGUCCAGACAGCAGAUGGAGGCUUACGAGGCUCCGCACCGUGACAAGAACGGUCUACUGGACAAUGAGUCCAUGUGGAAGCCAGCCUACGACUUCCUUCUGACAUGGGCGGCCCACGUGGGGGACAGCUACCGAGAUGUGAUCCAGGAGCUCCACGUUGGUCUGGAUAAGAUGAGAAACCCCAUCACCAAGAAGUGGAAGCACCUAACCGGCACGCUGAUCCUCGUCAACUGCCUCGAUACACUCCGCAGUGCCGCCUUCUGUCCCACUGGAUAUGGAGAUUUCGCUGUGUGAACAUCUUCCUCCACCUGGAGAACAUGCCAAGAGUUACUGGAGCUCAGUAUUUCUUGGUCCUAAGACUGAUCUGUGGAGCUCGGACUUCGACCGUUUGACAGGAGGACAAUAAGUUUGGGAUCAAAGUUCGGAGCGUGCAGUGAGCCUUCGAUCUUCAGGUCCGAUCUGUGCGUCUCUGGUAUCUUCGGUGGCAGCACUGAUUGUUUCUUGUUAAGCACCAGAUGUAGAAACUGGACGUUUUCUGGCAAGUCGAUGUGGACCUGGAGGAUCAGCCUCUCUCUGUUUUUUAUGCUUUAUGCUUUAUUAUCCUCCUUUCUUUUUCAUUGUACUCUUCCUUUUUUCUUUUUUAACGCACUCUGUCUUUAGAGUUUCCUGUCUUUGUUUCUUUAGACAUAUAUAUUUAAA
Molecule: messenger RNA, 3598 nt
Organism: Centropristis striata (black sea bass)
Lineage: Eukaryota; Metazoa; Chordata; Actinopteri; Perciformes; Serranidae
Product: SH3 domain-binding protein 4-A-like
Exons: 5
Coding region: 302-3193 (963 amino acids)
Cellular component (GO): cytoplasm
Molecular function (GO): protein binding
Source: RefSeq, a predicted model, not a curated record